GGUAUACAUGAAUGAUCCAACUACCACCAUGAAAACCAGCCCUUCGCCUUUCCUUUUCCAUCUUUCUUCUUACUGACAUCGUCAUCAUCAUCAUCGUCCACCUUAACAUGCCCAUUAGCAUCGACCCAACCAUUCCCACUCCCAUUCCCAUUCCCGUUACCAUGAGCCAUCCCAUCAGCGACCCCAUUCUCCCUCCCAUGCUCCCCUCCAUCACUAUCACCACUAUCAUAACCACGACCACCACGAAGGUCCUCCCCCUCAACCUCCCUCAAAACAUCCUCAACAACCAACAAAUCCCUCUCAAUAAGCUCCGCCCAAUUCUGCACAUCCCCAAUCUCCUUCAACCCAUCGCGCGCCUGGUCCGCCACCUUCCCCCACUGCUCAUUCUGCCGGCCCAGCUGGGCAGUCGUGCGCGCCAGCUCGGCCUCCUGGCGCUGAAGAGCGGCGUCGUUGGCGCGGAGGGUCUGCGCGCGGUCGCGCAGGGCGGUAUCGUGGUGGGCGCCGGCUGAGCGGAGGGAGGCGGUGAACGCGGCUUUGGCUUCUUCUGUGCGUUGGUUGGUAUCUGUUGUGGUGGUGGUGUUGUUGUUGUUUGUGGGGGGAGAGGGGGGUGGUGGGGAGGAGGGGUGUGGUGGGUUGGUUUGG
Messenger RNA from Aspergillus candidus, 642 nucleotides. RefSeq lists its product as uncharacterized. The record is from RefSeq and is a predicted model, not a curated record. NCBI's taxonomy places the organism in Eukaryota, Fungi, Ascomycota, Eurotiomycetes, Eurotiales, Aspergillaceae. The transcript has a single exon. The coding region runs from base 108 to 509 and encodes 133 amino acids.